ACGGCUGUCGCACUGCGCGUGUGUGACGACUUCCGCCCGGUACUAAGAUGGCGGCGACCAGUUGUGUGCGCGUCUGUUCUUCGGGAGGCCAGUUCAGCGCCGAGCAGCUUUAGGAUACAUCUGAAAAUCUUGAAGGUGGUGUUAAAGCCCUUGUACGUAGGAAGAGCAAGUAUUUAUGUCAUUCAGAAUGCCCAACUCCAACUCUAAAUUGCAUCGUAUCCAUAGAGGUGCCCAGGAAGCUGGCAGGCAAGAGUUGGUUUCCAGGUCUUUGCAGAGCGCUCAGCAUUGCUUGGAGGACCAAGAUUUUGGAACUGCGUAUGCUCACUAUCUGCUGGUACUAAAUUUAGCUCCUGAGUUAAAACCUAGUGUCAAAGAAACAUUUCGGUUUACUCUCUUUAAAUGGGCAGAAGACCUAGAUUCUCUGUCACGGAUUCAAGAUCUGUUUAACUGUUAUGAACAAGCACUUGAACUGUAUCCAAAUGAUGAAGUGAUAUGCAAUAGUAUGGGAGAACAUCUUUUCAGAAUGGGCUUUCGAGAUGAAGCGGCUGGAUAUUUUCACAAAGCAGUGAAGCUCAACCCAGAUUUUGCUGAUGCAAAAGAGAAUUUUUACCGCGUUGCAAACUGGCUUGUGGAACGCUGGCACUUCAUCAUGCUCAACGAUGCCAAGAGGAAUCUUACUUACCUAAAAGCAAUUGAGAAUGCUGUCCGCUCAGGGUGCAAAUCUGUCCUUGAUAUUGGAACAGGAACAGGAAUCUUGGGUAUGUUUGCAAAAAAGGCAGGAGCACGUUAUGUCUAUGCCUGUGAAUUAUCAAAAACCAUGUAUGAACUUGCCCGUGAUGUGGUGUCAGCAAAUAAUAUGGAAAGAGAGAUCAAACUUCUGCAUUUGAAGUCACUUGAUAUAGAAAUUCCAAAGCACAUACCUGAAAGGUACGUUUUUACCCUCUGUUGUGAUAUCGUUUUUAAUUUACUCUUAACUCAAGAAAAUAACUGGUGGCCUAAGCAGGAACUAACUUUGCCUGUCAUAUUUAGCCAGAAUGUGGGACAGUUCUCUGUAAGUUUUAUGUUUUUAUGGAGCAGUGCAGAGAUGAUAGGUUUUUUUAGAGCAUACUAAUUUCUAGCGUAAAUCAAUGAUGUAAUAAGUUUAAUUGUUUGGUGUGAGCUUUGUAGCAUGUGCAAUUAUAUUUCAGCAACAGGAGAAGAGAAAUAAGAUUACUCCAUCAAAAAAGUCAUCAUUUAACACACUUGUAUACUGAACUUGUGGUUCACUUUUGCAGCCUGUGAAUAGGAUGGAGGUGUGUAAUAGGCCUGCAAAGGUAGACGCUUCCCGGGACAUACCACACCCAUGCAACUCCACAUUGACUUCUGUGUUUGUCAGAGAGAUCGGAAAUUGCAGGUUGUCUGCCUCUUCUGACAGGGGAGUAAGGGAAAUCCUCUUCUCCCCUGUCUCCUAAGGAGAGCGCUGCUGUAUUUGGAGGCAAGAAGGUGCCAUGUGAUACAUGCAGGAUCAUGGUGGUUUCCAUCUGGAAGGCUGGUGGUGGUUGGGCCGACUCUAGAUGUGUAUGUCGGUACCCAGCUGUGGAGGGAUCCACAGGGCUUUGAGCAUGACUUUAGAUAUUGGAGCAAAAAUCAGUGGAACUGUGUUGCAGUUUGUCCUGUGAUAGUAGGUUUUUGUGUUUGUAUUGAGCUUUUUGUUUGUAUACACACAUCAGCCCACCUGUCCGCGCAGCAGAGAUUCACAUGCUUUGGAAAACUAAAUAGUUUAUUUUUCCAAUAUCAAGUAAUGCCUUCUUUAGCAUAGGAAGAGCUACUGGGUCAAGUCACCAUCUUGGAAUUGCUCAUGGCAAGUUAGAAUUUGGUCAGUAUUACAGCUUUGAGGAUAUGUGAUCUAGGUGUUCUAUGCUAUGCUGCUGCUUGCUCACUGUCCCAUUCAGCAGGUGUUCCUCAGGAGGAUCUGUAAAUUUUUAGCAGGUAGAAAUCCGAGGGGAUUUUUGGUUUGGUAUAUGUGAAGCACGGAUUUAUCACUUCAACUCACCACUGCUAGGGAUGCAGAUUAAAUGUGGGAAGGAGAGUUUCCUUGGUUGUCACAGAAACAGUUGAUGCUGGUUUAUUUGGAGAAGGAAUUGUGGAGAGCUUGAUACAUGCUUGGGAACAUCUACUUUUACAACCAAAGCCUGAAAAUCAAGGUGUCAGUAGUGGAGACUAUGGCCGAGUUAUUCCCGCAAGUGCUACCAUAUUUGGGAUGGCAGUGGAAUGCAAAGAGAUACGUAGACAUCACAGAGUGGGAAACCAAGAAGUUGCUGGUGUGCACUUGCCAGAUUCAGUGCAGUUCUGUAGUCCAACGUACGAUUCUGCUGGUUCAGAGGAAACGGUUGAACCUUAUACCACUGAGAAGCUCAGUCGUAUUCCUGGAGGUUAUGUACCUCUGACAGAAGCCUGUCAAGUAAUGACAGUAGAUUUCAACAAUCUGCAGGAGCUGAAAAGCCUUGCAGCUAGAAAGCCCUGGAAGCUCAGCCUGCCAGUCACUGAAGGAGGAAUACUAGAUGCUAUUGUGGUAUGGUUUGUACUACAGCUUGAUGACGAGCACGCUCUAUCGACAAGUCCCAGUGAGGAAACUUGCUGGGAACAGGCAGUCUAUCCUGUGCAGGGCCUCCUCGAUUAUUCUGUGAAUACUGGAGAUACUGUGAUGAUGGAAGUUUGCUGCCAAGACUGCUACUUGAAGAUCCAGAAGUUUUCUUCUGUGACUUCAGAGUGUGGGAUGGACUUCAGUGACAGAGGUGACACGCUGAGUUUGGGCAAUGAGGCUGAAUUAUGUAAUGCUCUGGCUGGUCUUCAGACGACAAGCAAACAGGAUGGCAAUGGACAAGUGUGCGUGUUGGAAUCCACAGAAAUAGCCCUGCUGAACAACAUACCAUACCAUGAAUGCUUUAAAGCUGCCAUGGGCAAAGUGCUGUUGUCCUUAAAUCCAAGUAAGGACUCGCAGUCCAUGGAUGUUGAUGGACAUGGCAGUGGGAUGAACCUGCAAGAAAGUCAAAACAAGAGUUCUCUGCAUGUGGCUCCUGAUCCUUUGUAUGUUUUAGAUGUAUCUGAAGGCUUCUCCAUCCUGCCAAUUAUAGCUGGCAAACUUGGACCAGUUAGAGCCUACAGUUCUAUUGAGAAAGAACAGCAUCAGGCAGCACUUAAUUUGAUUUCAGAAGCUAACCAUUUCCCUAAGGAAACGUUAGAGUUUUGGCUCAGCCACUUAGAAGAUGAAAAUGUGGUGCUGCAGAGACCAAAAUCGGACAAAUUGUGGAGUAUUAUUAUCUUGGAUGUUAUAGAGACAUCGGGUUUAAUCCAGCAGGAGGUGAUGGAAAAAGCUGCAAUAUCUAGAUGUUUACUUCACAGUGGAGGAAAGAUAUUCCCGCAGUAUGUUUUGGUAUAUGGGAUGCUUGUAGAAUCAGAGUCUCUGUUACUGGAGAGUGCUGUUCAAGGAACAGAACCAACUCUUGGGUUUAAUAUAGCCCCUUUUAUCAACCAGUUCAAGGUACCUGUUCGUGUGUAUUUGGAUCUCUCUACAUUACCAUGUCUACCCUUGAGCAAGCCAGCAGAGCUUUUAAGGCUGGAUCUCAUGAACCCUCUCUUGAACAGCUCCAGCAGAGAAGUGAAGGUACAAAUUUGUAAGUCUGGCAAGGUUACUGCAAUUCCCUUCUGGUAUCACGUACAUCUAGAUGAAGACCUUAGCUUGGAUACAUCUGAUGAGUUUUCACACUGGAAACAAGCUGCAGUUGUUCUCGACAAACCCAUCCAAGUUCAGGUUGGAGAUGAACUUGUGCUUGAUGUUCAACACCAUAAAAGCAAUAUUAGCAUUACAGUUAAACAGUGAAGAAUAUCAUGUGUACACUGAUUUGUGGUUAAUUGCCUAUGCAUAAAUUGACUGUUCAUAACAUCACUGGUGUUAAUUCACAUUAAAGUCUAAGUUUUCUACUGGGCAAAAA
This is a messenger RNA of Columba livia (rock pigeon), 3971 nucleotides long. It is a transcript of the gene PRMT9, whose product is annotated as protein arginine methyltransferase 9. Gene Ontology annotation, biological process: peptidyl-arginine methylation. NCBI's taxonomy places the organism in Eukaryota, Metazoa, Chordata, Aves, Columbiformes, Columbidae. The coding region runs from base 2240 to 3859 and encodes 539 amino acids. Gene Ontology annotation, cellular component: nucleus. The transcript is spliced from 14 exons. The record is from RefSeq and is a predicted model, not a curated record. Gene Ontology annotation, molecular function: protein-arginine N-methyltransferase activity; protein binding.